Molecule: messenger RNA, 621 nt
Organism: Candida tropicalis MYA-3404
Lineage: Eukaryota; Fungi; Ascomycota; Pichiomycetes; Serinales; Debaryomycetaceae
Exons: 1
Coding region: 1-621 (206 amino acids)
Source: RefSeq, a predicted model, not a curated record
AUGUCUACGAAAUCAGCACGUCAGGAGAUUUUAAAUUCAUUAGAUGCUGAAUAUACAUCAGAUUUAGCAAUUCAUUUAUAUUCAACUUUUUUACUACGAAGAAUAAAUCCUUUAUUUCCAAAACAUGAAUGGAGUUAUUGGCCAUUACCUAUUGAAGAAGUACCUAUUCCAAAAGAUAAUUAUGAAGAUAAUACUAUAAAAGGAUAUAAAGAAGAUAUAGAUUUAUGGCAAGAGAAAUAUAAUAAAUCUUUACAAGGUUGGAUUGAUCAAUAUAACCAUAAAAGAAAGAAACCUAAAAAUGUAACUAAAAUUGAUAUAUCAACAGAUUAUUCCAGCGAUGGUGAUGAUAGUAGUAGUAGUAGUAGUAGUGGUAGUAGUGAUGAUGAUGAUGAGGAGGAGGAACAUUUAGAAGAAAUUGAUAUUCGUGAGAAAAUAAUACAGGUUGAAUAUAAAGAUAAGAUAAUUAAUUCAAAGAAAAUUCUAUCUAAUUCAAUAUCAUCAAUAUUACAAUCAAAAAUUGAAUUAAAAAUUAAAAAAUUAAAAGAAUUAGGAGAAAUUGAUCAAAUUUUAGAAUCAAGUGAUAAAAUAUUUGAAAAUCCAAUAUUAAAUCCCAAUAAUUAA